AAAUCUCAUAAACUAUUUGAUUCCGAAAAGGUGUUUAUAUUUUCUUUAGAUAAUCAAUUAUCUAUAGUUAAGAAUGUUUCUUGUCGAGGGCAAUAACUCAUGUUAGUAUUUUCUCUAUUCUAAUGUAUAUAGUACAAUGAUUCCUAUCUGCAGAACUGUAGCUCUCUGAAAAAAUAUUGUGACGGAACAGAGAGCUACAGAUCCAGUGAUCCACCUCUUAUAAAAACCUUCGAUUUACGGCGUACAAAAAGCUGCACACGGUUGAGGCCUGAUAUCGUUGUAUUCUUGUGUCGUUGUCUUAUAAAUUUAAUAUGAAAAAAAUUCUUAACAUAUUUCCUUACUAUACUUGUGUCCAAACAUACCUUCAAAUAUUCAUUAAAGCCCAUUACGACCCGAAAUUUCACAGCUUCAAAUGAUUUCGUUUAUUGAGAAAGCAAUGCUAGGUAGCCACGAUUAAUAUAUUAUUAUUUAUAAGAUAUGUACGCUGUAGCAGUUUAUUUAACUGUUGGCUUUUUUUCUUUUGAACCCGUUUAAUGUAUUUUUCUAUUAUGUUGUUAAUCACACGACUCUUUCUCAACGUCUGCUCUUCUAAUUUUAAUAUAUGCGGUGCUACUUCCGUGUUUCUUCACAGUAUGUCUUAUAUCGUUGAAAAGGUGGCAACAUACACCAUUUUUAAUUAAGAUAGUUAGCUCCCAAGCUUUUGACCUGGCUGCAGAUCUGUAGCUCUCUGGGAAAUAUGGGGACAGACCAGAGAACCACAGAUCCACCCCUUGUAAAAAGAUCAUCUUCUUGUAAAUCAGAUAGAAAUUUGGUAUUCGUUGAAGACUGUUUUAAAUAGUGUAUACAGAUUGUAUCUCUAGAACAACAUUUGUGAUGUAAUUCUAGUAUAUUGGUGAUGUCAAACUUCCCGGAGAGUAUUUCAAGGUAAUCAUGGGUGACUUAUGGUUGUGUCAUUCAUGUGAUGUCGACAGGGGAUCCUUACUCCCUCUAGGCACCUGAUCCCACCUCUGGUAUCUCCAGGGGUCCAAGUUUGCCCAACUAUUUUAUUGUAUUGCUUAUGGGAUUCGUGAGAUUGAUCACUGGUCGUUAUCUUCACCUUUCAUCAACACAUCUACAGCUGCGCUGACAUGAUGAUUGGGAUUCGUGAGAUUGAUCACUGGUCGUUAUCUUCACCUUUCAUCAACACAUCUACAGCUGCGCUGACAUGAUGAUUGGUUUAUUGAAUAUCAUAAUGGAGUCUGUAAAGAUCGCUCUGAUGCUGUUAUCGACAAUUUUCACGGUGAAAGGAGCAGAUGUAAUUAAUGCCGUGGAGGUCAACACCCCGUCAGGCUGGGUCAGAGGUUACGAGGAAAACUAUGAGAAGGGUCAAGUAUACAGAUUUGUAAAAAUUCCGUUUGCACAACCUCCUACAGGAAACCUACGUUUUCAGAAACCCCAACCAGUGGCAGACUGGGAAGAUGUGAAAGGAACAUCCAAUGAAAAUUCCCCUUCCUGUCCGCAAUGGGAUCUUCCGGUUCCCGGACUUGACAGUUUGGUACAGAAUGAGGAUUGCUUAUAUCUAAAUAUUUACGUUCCUGGUAAAAUAUCAAAGGAGCGCAAUCUUUCUAUAAUGGUUUGGAUUCACGGCGGUGGAUUCAGUAUGGGUGGAGGUAGUCAAUAUAAACCCCAGAAACUGGUUUUAGGAGGUGACGUCAUAGUUGUGACAAUCAAUUACAGACUUGGACUUAUAGGGUUUUUCACGUUGAAUGAUCCCUUACUUUCGGGUAAUUUUGGUCUUUGGGAUCAAAUUGAAGCUUUUCGUUGGGUUCAGAAGAAUAUUGAAGCCUUCGGAGGGAACCCUAAUUCUGUCACUAUAUUCGGAGAGUCAGCUGGUGGAAUGUCUGUCAGUCUGCAGACGUUGAUUCCUUCUAAUAAGGGACUGUUUCAAAGAGCAAUUGCACAGAGUGGUGUGGCGUCCAUCUUUACAUUCUCAAAAAAGGAGAUGGAGAAGAAAACUGCAGACAUGCUUUUAGAUAGAAAUUCAUGUAAUAAGGAAGAUGUCUCUGAAAUAUUGAAGUGCCUUCAAGAAAUCUCAGUCGACAAUAUUACAAAUUCUGUUACGGUAAUGGAUAUGAUGAAACCAUUGAAUACGUCUAUUGAUUUUGGAGGGUUUGUACCGAAUGUUGACGGUGAAUUGAUAAAGGAAAAUUUAGCAUAUCCGGGUUCGUCAGAUGACGACAUUUACAGUUUCUUCCGUACCGUUGAUUAUAUGUCAGGGACACUUGAUGGGGAAGGAAAUAUGGAGUACCUUGGCAUAGGUCCAGAUAUUCAGGAACAUUAUAAAUUUAAUGUCACAGAAAAAAUAUCAAAGAGAUUUCUGUGUGAAAUGACUGCUCCUGUAUAUGUGGAAAUGGCUGUUGGCAAUGCCCCAGAGUUAGCGCAAGAAAUAUGUGACUUUUACACCGACACAGAAAGCAUUGAAGCACAGAGUAACAAGAUUUGUGAAUUCCGAUGUGACCAUUUUUUCAUUGUUCCAAGUAAUGUCUUGUUAUCGAUUCACGCAAACAAUAAUAAAGAGACUAAUACCUUCCAGUAUUUGAUGACAAAACCCAGUCCUGCACAAUUCUUUGGAGAUCCGCCCGCCUGGUUUAAGGGAGCCAGACAUGGUGAUGACCUCUAUCAUUUCUUCAAAAUCUCCGUAGAAGAUUUACCAGAAGAGAAGCGUAAAGGUUUGGUGGAUGAUGAUCCCCUGUCGGAAAAUGUUAUUCAGUACUGGGCCAACUUUGCAAAGUUUGGAAAUCCAAAUAGUGACAAAGUACCCGAAUGGCCAUCCUAUGACGUCAACAGCAAGAGAUACGUCAUCUUAGAUACGCAAAUCACAACAGGCCAAAAUUUGAAAUCUGAAUCCACAGCACUACUCAGUAAAAUAGUAGAGAAGGGUCGUCAGAGACUUAGACAUGAUGAAUUAUAGUAUAGUUUAGUUUAGGCUUUAAGCUUUUGUAUUGCAAGGUAUUCCAUGAUAUAGAUAUAAUAUAAGGGUGUUGUUACAUCUAUAUUUCAAAAUUCUUAAAAUAAGAUUCAAUUUAUUAUGAACCAGCAACGAUUGACUUGUAAUUUUUUUUUUUUUACCUUUCCUUUCUGCCCGUGACGGAAAAUGGAAGAAAUAAGAUUUUCUAAGUGUUGGAUGGUGACCUUCACAAUAUUUUGUGACCUUCACAAUCCUUAUAACACAUGAUCAAAUCAUAUCUUUUGACAAGGAGUUUGCUUUAUAAUUAGAGUUUGGCAGAAAUUGCUUUUUUCCGUAUACUUCAUUGAUAAAAUGACCAAAAACUGUAGUUGGAACGAUAAAACACAUUUUCGGAAAUGUUUUUCUCGGGCAUUUUGUUUUUAUAAAACCUUCUAUAUGAGAUACCAAAGAUUUUUUAUUGAUCUACGCCGUCAUUUUCAUAUUGUCAUAAGAUAUUGUCAUAAAAUAUCUCAUGUUUUGACUAGAUAAAACAAUACAUAACUAUUA
Molecule: messenger RNA, 3493 nt
Organism: Ostrea edulis (European flat oyster)
Lineage: Eukaryota; Metazoa; Mollusca; Bivalvia; Ostreida; Ostreidae
Product: carboxylesterase 1C-like
Exons: 3
Coding region: 1205-2950 (581 amino acids)
Source: RefSeq, a predicted model, not a curated record